Molecule: messenger RNA, 3367 nt
Organism: Colossoma macropomum (tambaqui)
Lineage: Eukaryota; Metazoa; Chordata; Actinopteri; Characiformes; Serrasalmidae
Exons: 6
Coding region: 355-2274 (639 amino acids)
Molecular function (GO): protein binding
Source: RefSeq, a predicted model, not a curated record
AGUGUGUGUGUGUGUGGAUGGAAGUGCCAGACUCGGGGCUGAGAGAGCUGCUGCAUGGCUCGGACAGUGCGUGCGCGCGCUCGGGACGGAACUAGCUGAAGAAGAGGAAAGUUAGCAGAAGCUCCAGUCCGGCGAGGAAAGGUUGCUGUAUGACUGAUCGACCGUGAGCAGAUGACUGUGGUGCCGAGGGAUCAGACGCAGUAAAAUCGAGGCAGCCUCUGUUGUCCUGUGGGGAAAAGAGAGGAGAGAGAGAGGGGGCGAGAGAGAGAGAGAGAGAGAGAGGGAGGGAGUGAUAGGGCUGAGAGAAGAACUGCGUCUGUCGUCAGUCCCCCCGCGUCUCACAGGAGAGCAGCCAUGGAGAGGGCUCUGCUGUGCCUGGCUCUGUUCUGGCUGCCUGCGGCCUCUAUGCUGUGCCCCAAGCGGUGCACGUGUCAGAACCUGCUGCCGUCCUACACCGUCCUGUGCGCCAAGACCGGCCUGCUGUUCGUCCCGCCCAACAUCGACCGCCAGACGGCCGAGCUGCGCCUCAUGGACAACUUCAUAACCACGCUGCGUCACCGCGACUUCGCCAACAUGAGCAGCCUCAUCCACCUCACGCUGUCCCGCAACACCAUCAGCCUGAUCCUGCCCUACGCCUUUGCUGACCUGCAGGACCUGCAUGCCCUGCACCUGGACGCCAACCGGCUGACCACACUGGACGACACACACCUGCAAGGCCUAGUCAACCUGCGCCAUCUCAUUCUAGCCAACAACCAGCUGCACAGCAUCUCUGAUGGAGCCUUCCAGGACUUUCUGGAGACCCUGGAGGACCUGGACCUGUCUUACAACAAUCUGGUGGACGUCCCGUGGGACACCAUAGCCCUUCUGGUCAGCGUCAACACUCUAAGCCUGGACCACAAUCUCAUCGAGUUUGUGCCGGAGGGGAUUUUCUCCAAUCUGCACAAGCUGGCUAGACUGGACAUGACAUCCAACAAGCUGAAGAAGAUUCCCCCAGACCCACUGUUCCUACGGAUCCCAGUAUACGCUAAAAUGAAAGGAUCACCCCUAACGGCCCUGGUGUUGAGCUUUGGGGGCAACCCGCUGCACUGCAACUGUGAGCUGGUGUGGCUGCGGCGACUGACCCGCGAGGACGACUUAGAAACGUGCGCUUCGCCCAAAGAGCUGGCCGGAAAGUACUUCUGGACCAUCCGCGAGGAGGAGUUUGUGUGCGAACCGCCCAUGAUCACCCGCCACACCUCUAAAAUGUUCGUGAUGGAGGGUCAGGAGGUCAGCCUGCGGUGUCGUUCGGUGGGAGACCCUGAGCCCACCACACACUGGGUCAGCCCUGAUGGAAAACUGAUCGGAAACACGUCCCGCACCACUGCAUUUGAGAACGGCUCCCUGGACAUUCUGACCGCCACAGUCAAAGACUCAGGCGUCUUCACUUGCAUAGCCUCCAAUGCAGCUGGAGAGGCUACUGCACCAGUGGAGCUGGUGGUCAACCCCUCGCCCCAUUAUGACCCCAAACUGGAGCCUGAGCCCGGACCCUCAGACAUGCCCACUUCAAUCAAGUCCAACAGCAGCGGAGGAGGGCAGCCGCGGGCCGAGCAUAGGGUCAGCGUGACCGAAGUUACGUCCACGUCAGCCACCAUCCGCUGGCCUUCGCAAAGCCAUAUUCCUGGUGUUCGCAUGUACCAGAUCCAGUACAACAGCUCCACAGAUGAAAUCCUCAUUUACAGGAUGAUCCCAGCCUCCCAUAAGCUCUUCCAGCUAAGUGACCUGGCCUCCUCUCGGGACUACGAGCUGUGCGUGUUGGCCGUUUACGAUGACGGUGUUACGGCUCUGACGGCCACUCGUCUGGUGGGCUGCGUCUCCUUCACCACAGAGCGGGAUUUCCACCGCUGCCGCUCCCUCCACGACCAGUUUCUGGGUGGAACCAUGAUCAUCGUCAUCGGUGGCAUUAUUGUGGCCUCCGUCCUCGUCUUCAUCUUCAUCCUGCUCAUGAAGUACAAGCUCCACAGCCAGCACUACAAGCAGAAGGCCGCUAGAGUCAGCAACGUCUGCUCCCAGACCAACGGCGGCCAGCAGGGAGCCGCGUCUGCCCCUCCGCCUCCCACCAGGUCAUCCUCUUCCUCUGGUUCGGCCAGCAAACCCUCCGCCCCACUUAGUCAGGACAGGCUUGAAGGCUGCGGGGGCCAGGAGGGCGGCUAUGGAGCACUGAAAGGCACUACGGUGGUGGACUUGAACCCGGAAUAUGGGAAAUCAGUCAAAGAAGACGAUUCCAUAUCGCAAUAACACAGGAUCAAAUCCAACACUCUCCCACCCCUUCCUCUUCCUCCUCCACUUGCCUCCCUCCUUCUUUUUUUUUCUGGUGCUGGGGUCUCGCUGCCUUAUUGAGGAUUUACCUCCCGUCCAAGGCAAACUCAGUCUGGAGGCUAAUAUAAAUUGCCUGGGAUUGGAGCCAAUACACUACUGGGAGAAGAGGUGGGUGGAAGCCAGUAACAGCAACUGUUUUCAGUCCCUUAUGCAAGCUUCUCCACAAACAAUGGAUAUUAAUGAGCCUGUUUGGAGCAUAUGGGCAUAAUUUUGUCCUAACCAGAGGCCAUCGCUCCUAGAAAAAAAUAUAUAAUAUUAAAAAAAAUAAUAAAAUGACCAUCGUUGGACUACAGAAGUGAACACGUCUAUUGGAAUCUGUUGCUGUUCUUUCAUGAACCUAUGGAAACUGAAUAUUUACCAUGAUCGAGCUCCAGUGCUCAGACACCGUGGGAAGUUCAGCUUGUAGAAAAGUGCAAAGCCAAAGGAAUAAUAUGCUCUGAUUCAACGUGAAAUGGUGGAUGGAAAUACAGUGUUAGCACAGGUCAUGGAAAUAUUGAUAUACUAAUAACGAGUGAACUUUCUGGGCACUUUAUGAUAAAUUCCACUCUUCUAUUCUCUCUCAAUCACUCGAACUUUCUCCCCUCUUGCCCUUGUGGGAUAACUGUACAUCUGUUCAGCUGAUUUUCAGGCAUGGUGUGGCUCUACACAGCUUUUGGAGAUCGAUUCCAAAAGAGAAAGACACCUCCAGGAUCUCGCCAAUGCACUGAAACUUUUUAAAAUCACAUGUAUCAACAGAACUGAAUGCUUGGACAUUUUUAAAACACACCGACUCUAAUAGACAUUAAAAAAUAUGUUCGACACUAAGCAGGUCUCUUUGAAAGUUGGCCUGAACAAAUAAAAUACUGUUCUUUUUUUUCUCCAAUUGACUGUGUACGUAUUUGUAUGUGGGGUACACCUUCAGCCAUCUCUGAUUUGAAUUAUAAGUGAAAAUAAUAAAAGUCCUGGGAUGGAAUUUUAUGCUUUCAUAGGUACUAUAUGUGGAUUUAUAAAGAAAUAAAGUAUUUUUCUUCAA